UGGCGUUUUAUCAUAUUUCUCGUUUGGUUCCUCUUAACCACCAAGUCCAAAACCCUAAAAACCCCCGUUGUGAGAGAAAAAACUGUCAAUGGCCUGUAAUGGCACCGGAUGUGAAUCGGGUUGCUAUAAAGACAGCACCGGGGAUGAAGUGGAGAAAUCAUCCACGGAGAAGUUAAAUGGUGAUGUCAAUGGCGAUGGUAAUCACCAUCGCCACCAGACGACGUGUCUCAAGUGUAAGGCAGCAGAAGCCACAAUCUUCACCGGCGGGGAAGGUGGUAGCAGAUUCUGUGCUGAUUGCUUCCGUAGUAACCUUUAUGGAAAGUUUAAGCUUGCUGUCACUUCCCAUGCCAUGAUUUCGCCCACUGAUAAAGUUCUCAUGGCCUUCUCCGGUGGUCCUUCAUCCAGGGUGGCUCUUCAAUUUGUUUCUGAGAUGCAACUCAAAUCCCAGAAAAACUUUGAUGCAACUGCAAUUAGAGACAGAUCUUUACCUGUAUUUGGUGUUGGAGUAGCUUUCAUUGAUGAAACUGAAAUCCAUCCCAUCACUUGUACUGAUUUCAAUAAAGCCAUUGAAGACAUUAAAGAAAUUGUAUCAAAUUUGUCUCCACCCAAAAAAGAAUUGCACAUAAUCCCAAUCAGAAACAUCUAUUCAACAAAAACCAGUGAUGGAAGUGAGACACUGAAGAAUCUAAUAAACACUGUUAGUGAUGCAACUGGAAAAGAAGACCUUCUUUCACACCUACGUAUGUUGUCCUUACAAAAGAUUGCUAUUGAAAAUGGAUACACCAAACUUGUGUUGGGCUCAUGCACAUCCAGGAUAGCUUGCCAUGUACUUGCAGCCACAGUCAAGGGCCAAGGGUACUCAUUAGCAGCUGAUAUACAAUAUGCUGAUGCAAGAUGGGAAAUUCCAGUAGUUCUUCCCCUACGUGAUUGUCUCAUUCAAGAACUCAACAUACUUUGCAGUCUUGAUAGUUUGAAGAUUGUGGAGGAAUUUAAAGACUCUCGUGGUGGCAUCAAUGGUUUGGUUUCAUCUUUUGUGAAACUCUUGCAGGAAGAAAAUCCUUCUCGGGAAUGCACAAUUGUAAGGACUGCUGGAAAGCUGACUCCAUUCCCAUUUAACAAGAUUCCAGAUAUAAACACUGAUGGUGAUGAUGUUCAUUUGGCAUCUCAAAGGCGUCAUAAGAAGUUUAAUUUAAAGCCGAUUGAAUCACUUCCUCCAGACUCAUUCUGCCCUAUUUGCAAUAGCCCAAUCCGUGACUUUCAAAGCGUGACUUCUUUUACUAAUUCCCAAACUACCCCUGCACUUUUCGGUGCUGCUUGCUGCUCUAGUUGCCAAUAUCAGAUACUUCCUGAGGAACUCUCGUCAAUGGAGGAGUUCUAUUCGUUUUUACCCCAAUCUAUCAUCGCUCGAGCAAGAAAUGGGAACCAAAAAUGGAUAAGGGAAAAGAUACAAGAUUGUUUGAUUUUAGACGAUGAAGAUGAAGUUUGAGGUUCUAAAUGUAGUCGUAGAGAAAGAAGGGAUUGGAAACAGAGGACCCUGCCACUGCCACAUCUUUCUCACAUCAAAAGCACAAACCCUUUGCCUUUUCCACGUUCUCAAAGAUAUUUUAUUUGAUCUACAAUAAGUUGAAUACACGCCUGAUAAUAAUGGUUGUUUAACAAAAAUGUACUAUAAAGUGUAAACUAAUUAUUUAUAUAUACUUGGUACAAAAU
Molecule: messenger RNA, 1710 nt
Organism: Lactuca virosa
Lineage: Eukaryota; Viridiplantae; Streptophyta; Magnoliopsida; Asterales; Asteraceae
Source: the annotation of a GenBank genome assembly